AGUUCUUUCCAUCCUAUAAAGGUCUCCUGUAGCUGUUGUAGAAAAGACGCCUUCUUCCCCGCUGCAACUCCAACUUCAUCUUAAUCAUGUAAGUAGCUGUGGAACCAUGUCGCGAAAUGACGAGGCAGGAUGCUCUGUUCAACUCUAACUCUAGCUUUCCUGAGUCACGUUGAACAAGGGUUUUCCCUCUCUGUUGCAACAAGAAGUUUUUACAGUACUACUACCGGCUCAUCUACCGCAUCAAACAAGAAAAAUUAUGCCGUGGUUCGUCGUGUUGACAACAGAUUUCUUCAAUACAGCGGCUUGACCGCCUUCUCAAGCAGUGCAGAGGCACCAGCAGACGUUGUAAAGAAUGCAACGAGGAAUACCCCCGGCAGCAGCACAGAAGCAGAAGCCCCCAAGCCAUGCACAGGCGAAGACAGUUUGAGCCAUUCGGCUUCCUUCAACUGCACCAAUGUCACAGCAGGUUCGACUUGUGAGGCUUACGCGUGUAACGAGGGCUUCGUGAGGAAUGGCACUUUCGUGUGUCCAGCCAAUGGGACGACCUUUUCCGCGGUUGGUCGCUGUGAGCAGCUCUACUGCACGUUGGAGUUGCCGUCGAAUGCGACGAAGUGGAAGACAGAAAACGCCGCUUCCACUUCAAAGAAGAUCGCAGCUGGCACAACCCUUUCAUCCGAGAAUGCUAUAGACUGUGCAACCGGAUUCACAGCUAGUGGUGAGUUCCAAUGUGCGAAAAAUGGAAGGAGCAUCAAGUCCAAGGGUGUUUGCAAACGCAAUCUGUGCGAUCCGAUCCUUGCUCCAGAUCAUAGCGUAAACUGGGGCGAAGCCGGAGCAGCUGGAGGCAAUACUAGCUCAGUUCGUCUUGCAUCGAACGAGACUCGAGCUCUAGAGUGCAAGGUUGGCUACCUACCGAGGGGCGUUUUUCAGUGCGAUGCUGAAGGCAAGAAUGUCUCACAACGAGCAACCUGUGAAAGACAGUACUGUAAAGGAGUAGUGAAACCGGAACACGCGAUGAAUUUCACCUGUAACGACAUUGCGAGUGGAGAAAACUGUUCACUGACAUGCGAUACUGGCUUUGAGCCCCUUUUGAACGUCUCGCAUUUCGUCUGCAAUGCCGACGCUUCGAACGUAACGCAAACAGCUUCUUGUACCCGGAAAACGUUGAAGCCAGUACCACCGAUUCACGCAGUGGCACCUUUCGUUAAGAAAGAUAAGUUCUACCUCUCAGUCCACUCGUCGAUGUUGAUAAUUUUAACUUUCUCUCUCUACUUCUACAUCGUCGUGCACACCACCCACACACAACUCUAAUCUUCCAUGUGCCUCCAUGGCACCCAACACGACCCUCUAAUCUCCCAUGUGCCUCCAUGGCACCCAACACGACCCUCUAAUCUCCCAUGUGCCUCCAUGGCACCCAACACGACCCUCUAAUCUUCCAUGUGCCUCCAUGGCAUCGAAUAG
This is a messenger RNA of Amoebophrya sp. A25, 1458 nucleotides long. NCBI's taxonomy places the organism in Eukaryota, Dinophyceae, Syndiniales, Amoebophryaceae. The record is from the annotation of a GenBank genome assembly.